This is a messenger RNA of Gossypium raimondii (Peruvian cotton), 2293 nucleotides long. Its product is annotated as protein NUCLEOLAR FACTOR 1. The transcript has 22 exons. The record is from RefSeq and is a predicted model, not a curated record. Lineage: Eukaryota; Viridiplantae; Streptophyta; Magnoliopsida; Malvales; Malvaceae. The coding region runs from base 82 to 1989 and encodes 635 amino acids. Gene Ontology annotation, molecular function: U3 snoRNA binding; rRNA binding. Gene Ontology annotation, biological process: maturation of SSU-rRNA from tricistronic rRNA transcript (SSU-rRNA, 5.8S rRNA, LSU-rRNA). Gene Ontology annotation, cellular component: nucleolus; small-subunit processome.
UGGAGCAGCAAGCAGAGAAGAGCAGACCUAAGACUAACAACAAAUAGUUUGUGAAACAAGAAAGUGUCCCUCACGAAAACCAUGAAGAGAGGUGGUCGAAGCUUAGUGUCUUCACCUCCUGCCUUCUCUAACGACGCCAAGAAACUCCGUGUCUCUACCGUCAGCAACGCCACCGGCCUCCAGACUGAAGAUGCUGAAACUGAAGAUGACUUGGAGACCUCUGGCACAGAUGAAGAUGAUGAUUUGACUGUCUGUGGUCCAUCUACUGUUGCCACCAGUUCAUUUACUAAACGUGUUGAGUAUAAGUUGUCAAAAGUAGAGGCUGAUGAUUUGUCAAAGAAGAAAUGGAAGUAUACGUGGGAGGUGCCUGCUGCUGACAUAUCAAAUUGCAAGUGGGUUGGCACAGGAGAGUGUUUUCUAAAGGAUGACGACUUGAGUUCCAAUUAUGGUCUCAAGCAAAAGUUGUAUAAACACUGGUUGGAUGUCUACAAGACAUCUGGAGGCAAUGACUUCCAUUCAUCUAAGCAGAGAUGGUUCUUCUCUCUUUGCAAUAGUUAUCGGGAUAUAUUGCACGGUGAGAAGAAACCUUUCUAUCACAAAGGCCUUCAAGAAGACUCAAAUAUUAUGGAUGCCUAUCUUAUGCAUUCUCUCAAUCACAUAUUUAGAACAAGAGAUCUUGUGAGAAAGAAUAAUGCAAAAAUUGACAAGCACCAGAUGAGUGGGAAGGAGGAGAUACUUCCAGGUGAUAAUUUUCUUGAUCAAGGGUUCACUCGCCCCAAGAUUUUGAUCUUAUUACCUCUGAGGAGCAUUGCACUUCGUGUCAUCGAGAGGUUAAUACAACUAACUCCUGCAAAUUCAAAGGUUAAUGUGGAACACAUUGACCGUUUCUAUAAAGACUUUGGAUCUGAAGAGGUUUCAAGUGAUAAGGAAGAGGAGCAAUCAAAGAAUGCUAAAACUAAGAAGCCUUCGAAACCUUCUGAUCAUCAAUCACUUUUUAAGGGUGAUACGAGGGAUGACUUCAUGAUAGGCAUUAAAUUUACUAGGAAGACCAUCAAGCUAUAUGGUGAUUUCUAUUCUUCAGACAUCAUUGUUGCUUCUCCUCUUGAAUUAAUGACAAAAUUUGGGAAGGCAGAAAAGAAUAAGGAAUUGGACACUGACUAUCUAUCUUCUAUAGAGGUUGUCAUUAUUGACCAUGCAGAUGUAAUAUCAUUGCAGAAUUGGAGUUUCCUGACUUCUGUUUUUGAGCGUCUGAACCAUAUACCAUCAAAGCAGCAUGGAACUAAUGUUAUGCGCAUCAGACCGUGGUACUUGGAUGGAUUUGCUCGAUUUUAUCGGCAAACAAUUAUUUUAGGUUAUUAUCUAAACCCAGACAUGAAUGCUCUUUUCAAUCACCAUUGUGUUAACUAUCAAGGAAAGGUGAAGUCAGUGUGUGAGCAUAGAGGUGUUCUCCCUAAAGUUUUAUCCCAAGUGAGGCAGAUCUAUGAAAGAUUUGAUGCAAGUUCAAUAGCUGAUGUUGAUGAUGCUCGUCUUGAAUAUUUUGAAAAGAAGGUGUUUCCUAAGAUAAAAGAUUCUGACCAGGGUGGGAUUAUGCUAUUUGCCAGCUCUUACUUUGAAUUUGUUCGACUUCGAAAUUUCUUGAAGUCUCAGAAUGCAUCUUUCUGUUUACUUGGCGAUUACACCAAUCAGAAAGAUAUAUCCCGUGCACGAGUUUGGUUUUUUGAAGGGAAGAGAAAGAUCAUGCUCUACACUGAAAGAAUUCAUUUUUAUCGCAGAUAUAAGAUUCGUGGUAUUCGAAAUUUGAUCAUCUAUUCUCUCCCAGAGAGGAAGGAGUUCUACUAUGAGAUUGUCAACAUGCUUGAAGGGUCGGAUGACUUGGCAUGCACAGUCUUGUUUUCUCAGUAUGACAAGCUACAGCUCGAGAGAAUUGUUGGAACUGCUCCGGCAAAACGAAUGAUAAAAUCUGAGAAGGGAGUCUUCGUAUUUUGCUGAAAUGUACUUCCUAGUGGGAGGCAAUGACCGACUGUCAUGAGGCUUUUAUGAUUGAGGAUUGCUAAAAAGAAUAGAAAUUACCUCUUUUUAAGCUUAUUAGAAUCCCUUGCCUCGGUUACUAUUUUUGGCAGGAAAAUCCUUCAUAAUCAUAGAUUUUUUUUUGUUUUGGGGGGGGGGCUCAUGUUCAUAAAAUAUACAUUAUGUCAUACAACUUGACCAUUUCUGCAUCACAGAUAUUCAUUUUCGCACUCUUGUUUAAUUAUAAUGGUAAAAUACUACGUUCUUGAUGCAUUUCAACUACAAA